AUGUCCGUGCGGUAUUACCUCAAUGGCAGCCGGCACAAGAUUAUCAUCACCGCUGGCGAUGAUGUCAACGUGACGGCUGCUUCGUACUCGGGCGUCCUGUCCGUGGCUGUGGCCGUUUCGAACACGCUGCAAGGCAACGUGAGUGGUCUUUGCGGUGCGUACGAUGGUGUUUUGGAAAAUGAGUUUUACUGGCGAGGCUGCCCGCCCAACCGGCGAGGCCAAUACUGCCAGCUCCUGGAUUGUCCUGGCACCCCAGAUUGCGGUGGGUUUGGCACAUGCACACUCGCGCGCCCCGGUGGCACGCCGUAUUGUGAGUGCGAACCGUACUUCGGUGGCAAUGACUGCAGUCAAUUGAGCUGCCCCGUUUCAUGUGGUAGCCAUGGCUCGUGUUGCGUAGCCGGCUACGGUGGUGUCAACUGCGACGUUCCUCUUGUGUGUCCGAUGAGCAAUGCAACAGAGUGCGCCGGCCACGGUCAGUGCACCGUGGUUGGAAACACUCCUACUUGCAUUUGUGAUGAAGGCUUCACGGGUCCCAUGUGUGCUGCUUGUGAUGAGGGUUUGGGUGGCAAUGAUUGCAACCUGAAUGUCUCGUGCCCGGGCUCGUGCUCGGGUCGCGGACUGUGCGUACCUGAUGGACCAACGGCCAACCUCUCCGUCAGCCUCAAUGGCACCUGCAGCUGCUUCUCAGGAUACGAGGGGGCUGAUUGUUCGCAGCUUCGCUGCCCGGGUUCGCCAUCUGCGUGCUCAGGCAAUGGCUACUGCAGAGAACGCGAACAAGGUGGUGUGGAGUGCAUUUGCGACGAAGGCUUUGCUGGCGCAAAUUGC
Messenger RNA from Monosiga brevicollis MX1, 825 nucleotides. RefSeq lists its product as uncharacterized. The transcript has 2 exons. NCBI's taxonomy places the organism in Eukaryota, Choanoflagellata, Craspedida, Salpingoecidae. The record is from RefSeq and is a predicted model, not a curated record. The annotation marks the transcript as partial.